AUUGAGUUAAACAACAAACGAACAAUUUGCAACAUUUUUUUUCGUCCACUGUUUGAUGAUAUAUUGCUGAGUGUUUUAUUUUAUUUAUCAUAACCAGAGAAAGAAUCAUAUCACGAUCAUGAGGGUGAAGGUCAAUAUACAUGUCCGAGAACACUUGUUGACGAUUCUCACAGUCAGUGCAGUCGUGUGUGGAGUAAUUGCUGGAAUUAUUGUAAGAGCGGCUGGUUUGCAUGAAAAUGAAGAGAAAUUCCAUCCACGAACUGUCAUGUAUGUCAACUUUAUCGGCGAUAUCUUCCUUCGGAUGCUUAAAGCAUUGAUUCUUCCUUUGAUCGUAUCGUCUCUGGUCGCCGCUGUUGGUUCUUUGGACAUUUCUCUUUCAAAACGUAUUGGAACAAGAGCGAUUGCUUAUUACAUGCUUACAACCGUCCUAGCAGUUUUACUUGGCAUCAUCCUUGUGUCAAUCAUCCAACCUGGCCGUGGCGGAGUUGAUCCAAAUGACGACAGACCUAAACCAUCAACAAGAGCUGUAACAACAGCUGAUACAAUGCUCGACUUGGUCAGAAAUAUUUUCCCUCCGAAUCUUGUACAAGCUACGAUUCAACAGUAUCAGACAGAACUGCAGAAUAACUCAAAACCCGAUAUGAGUGAUUGGGAUAUUAAAGGAAGAUUCACUGAUGGAAUGAACAUCAUGGGAUUAGUCGUCGCUUCGGUUGUUUUUGGUAUUGCAAUCUCAUCAGCACGACAACAAACGAGAACUUUACUGAUGGUCUUCAAUGAACUCAGUCAGACGAUGAUGCGAAUUACUGGUUGGGUGAUUUGGUUGAGUCCAAUUGGUGUUUUCUUCUUAAUUCUUUCCAAAAUGAUGGAAAUGAAGAAUGUUGUGGACGUUUUCGCCAAACUUGGACUUUAUUUGUUAACUGUUUCUGGUGGAAUUUUAUUCCAUGGUUUUGUCAUCUUGCCCUCGAUCUUUUUCCUUGUCACACGAAAAAAUCCUUUGAAAUUUAUUGGAAAUAUGGGACAAGCAAUCGCAACAGCUUUUGGUACUAGCAGUUCAUCAGCGACACUUCCAGUGACAAUUCAAUGCCUUGAACAAAAUAACAAAAUUGAUUCACGAGUAUCGAGAUUUGUCUUGCCAAUUGGUGCGACAAUCAACAUGGAUGGAACUGCACUUUAUGAAGCUGUAGCUGCAAUUUUCAUCGCUCAACUCCGAGGUGUUAAUAUGACUUUGACGAAAAUUUUCGCUGUUAGCAUAACAGCAACUGCUGCUUCAAUUGGAGCUGCUGGAAUUCCACAAGCUGGUCUUGUGACUCUUGUUAUGGUUCUUGACACUGUUGGUUUACCUGCUGAAGAUGUUUCACUUGUCAUUGCUGUCGAUUGGAUUCUCGAUAGAAUCAGAACUGUCGUGAAUGUUCUUGGUGACUCGUUUGGUGCAGCCAUUGUCGAACAUUUCAGUAAAAAUGAAAUCAAAGCGAUUCCCGAUUCAAUUACCAUAAAUAACAACCUUCAAAAUGGAACAUCAUUGACAGUCUUACAAGUUGAAGAACGAACUUCAAGUGGAUUAAAAGGUCGUGACAACGCAGUGUUUGAUGAACGAAUGUAAAUUUCUUGACAAUGUCCAGUGACAAAAAAUGUGAUGAAUUUUUUACUUCAAUUUUUGUCUGUUUGCAUGCGCAAAAGUUGAAUUUCAAGUAAUUUAAAUCUUUUUAUACACUUUAAGAAUUUUCAUAGGUUUUAAGGCAAUCACAAUUAAUUAGAUAGAUGAGCUUAAAUAUUAACGAAACUAAUUUCUGAAUCGUUAAAAAUAAAAACUACCUAUUUUUAAAGUUAAA
Messenger RNA from Clunio marinus, 1829 nucleotides. The record is from the annotation of a GenBank genome assembly. NCBI's taxonomy places the organism in Eukaryota, Metazoa, Arthropoda, Insecta, Diptera, Chironomidae.